AUGGCUACUUCGUUUUUGGUCAUCAAGACGCUGAUCGUUCCGGCGCUCAUCUCGCUCAUCCUAUUCCUCGUCACGACAUACCUCAUUAUACCAUUCUGGCAGCGAUACCGUACGCGGUACAGCCAGUAUCUCCCCCUGGAGACCAUCUCCAACCAGACGCUGUCCAUCAGGGCGCGGGUGCAGAAUGGCAUUGCAAACUUCCUAGUCCCAUCGACGUGGCGGCAGCGGUUGCAGGAUCGCAUCGCCGUCGCGGACCCGUCCGACGCUGGGUUUGACUCAGACGAGGGAGAGGAGCUGGGCGAGGUAGAUGGAUCGGUGAUUGCAGACCUCGGACAUCAGCCGCAGGUCAUUGACGACACAAGGAGGUUAAGCAGAGACUUGGAAGAGGGCUUCAGAGACGACAGUGAUGAAGAGUCGUCGGAUUCUGGGAGAUGGCACUAG
Messenger RNA from Lasiosphaeria miniovina, 441 nucleotides. RefSeq lists its product as uncharacterized. The transcript has 3 exons. The record is from RefSeq and is a predicted model, not a curated record. The coding region runs from base 1 to 441 and encodes 146 amino acids. Lineage: Eukaryota; Fungi; Ascomycota; Sordariomycetes; Sordariales; Lasiosphaeriaceae.